CAAUUAAAUUCGUGUAGUCACAGUCAAGUGCAGCGGUGCAGUUCCCGUGGACCCCACGGAGUUUCUUUUCAUCUGUGGAAGCAUUCCGCUUGCCUUUGUUCUUGUCGGUCACAUUUUAAUAUCCUGUGCGAGCUCUCUUGUUCACACUGCUUUACUCCUGUGCCAUGGGGUAGAAACUUUAAGAAACCCAGCUUACCGGCUUACAGCUUUGCAGAAGCGACGACAGCGAUGGGACACGAUUCGUGCUGGAGCUCGAGGUGGAGAGUGUUAGCUGCACUGGUGAUUUUCCAAUGCGCCAUUCUAAUGGUACAAUCUGACGAACCGAGACGCGAUGCAAAUUACCCUCCACCGGAGUUGCUGGAGAAGAUGAAACCAAUGCACGAUGCCUGUGUCGCUGAGACGGGUGCAUCCGAGGAUGCCAUCAAGCGGUUCAGCGAUCAGGAGAUCCACGAGGAUGACAAGCUGAAGUGCUACAUGAACUGUCUCUUCCAUCAAGCGGGCGUGGUGAACGAUAAGGGCGAGUUCCAUUACGUCAAGAUACAGGACUUUCUGCCCGAAUCGAUGCAUCUGAUCACGCUCAACUGGUUCAAGCGCUGCCUGUAUCCGGAGGGCGAGAACGGCUGCGAGAAAGCGUUCUGGCUGAACAAGUGCUGGAAGACGCGGGACCCGGUGCACUACUUUUUACCGUAGUGAGCUUUUUGUUUGUCCUCUUUUUUAACUACAAGGUUGCUCACUUACUCACUUACUUAUUCUUCGCUUAAAUCGCUUUGCGGUCAUGGUCCAUCUCGGCCUCUAAUAACGAACGCUAUCACACCAUAUUGCAACCUCAACUUCGGCCUACCACCUUAGCUCUGUCUCUGUGAACAACCAAUAAAGACUUUGUCAAGAUUCAAGCGAAUAAAACGACCAUCCCACAGGAGCCCACAGGA
Messenger RNA from Anopheles arabiensis, 929 nucleotides. Its product is annotated as pheromone-binding protein-related protein 6-like. Gene Ontology annotation, biological process: sensory perception of smell. Gene Ontology annotation, molecular function: odorant binding. NCBI's taxonomy places the organism in Eukaryota, Metazoa, Arthropoda, Insecta, Diptera, Culicidae. Bases 229 to 690 code for a protein of 153 amino acids. The transcript has 4 exons. The record is from RefSeq and is a predicted model, not a curated record.